AUGCACAGCUCCUGCUGUUUGCUGCUGCUGCUGCUGCAGUCCCCCCUUCUCCCCCAGCAGCAGCAGCAGCAGCAGCAGCAGCAGCAGCAGCAGCAGCAGCAGCACCAAGACGCUGACGCCCAGAACAAGUACCGAAGCAUUUGCUGCUGUCUCUGCAGUCUACCCAUCUGCUGCUUGUCGAUAAAAAAGGCGAAAAUAAAGAAUCCAAGUGUACACCGCAAUGCUCGCAACCUCAGCAGCAGCAGCAGCAGCAGCAGCAGCAGCAGCAGCAGCAGCAGCAGCAGCAGCAGCAGCAGCAGCAGCAGAAGCAGCAGCAGAAGCAGCAGCAGCAGCAGCAGCAAGAAGGAGGAGAAGGAUAUAAUUAUAGGGAAGCGGAAGCAGCAGCAAGUAGUAAUAGUGCAGCAGCAGCUGAUGCAGCAGCAGCAGCAGCAGCAGCAGCAGCAGCAGCAGCAACAGCAGCAGCAGCAGCAGCAGCAAUGUAAUAGCAACAGCAGCAGCAAGCAGCAAAGGAGGCAGCAGAAAGAACAAUACAAGCAGCAGCAGCAGCAGCAACAGCUAGUAAUAUAA
Messenger RNA from Eimeria mitis, 567 nucleotides. RefSeq lists its product as uncharacterized. The transcript has a single exon. The coding region runs from base 1 to 567 and encodes 188 amino acids. The record is from RefSeq and is a predicted model, not a curated record. NCBI's taxonomy places the organism in Eukaryota, Apicomplexa, Conoidasida, Eucoccidiorida, Eimeriidae.